Molecule: messenger RNA, 1779 nt
Organism: Eupeodes corollae
Lineage: Eukaryota; Metazoa; Arthropoda; Insecta; Diptera; Syrphidae
Product: hexokinase type 2-like
Exons: 1
Coding region: 275-1615 (446 amino acids)
Biological process (GO): intracellular glucose homeostasis; glycolytic process; glucose 6-phosphate metabolic process
Cellular component (GO): mitochondrion; cytosol
Molecular function (GO): fructokinase activity; mannokinase activity; ATP binding
Source: RefSeq, a predicted model, not a curated record
AUCGAAUACUAGUUCUAUAGAACUUGUCAUAAAGCGGUACCCAGGCUAAGGCAGCAAAUAUAAAUAAAUAAUCAAAGCACCUUAGCGAAAUCUAAUAAAUCUAUAAAAUACAGAAAAUACAACAAACACAAAAGACAAAUAAAACAAACGUUUUGUUAUCUAGAUCGUUUUGCGGGAAUAAUUAUAUCGAAGUGAUUGUGUUUUAAGCAUUCCCAUCAGUGAUUCCUUCCCAGAGAGUGAACGACAGUUGUCUUUUUGAAUUUCACACAUCAACAUGUCUGCCAAAACGCCUAGAGUUCGUACCUUGAUGGAGGAGUUUACGCUGAGUAAUUCUCAGCUUGCUGAGGUUAGCCGUAGGUUUCUGAACGAAGUGAAUCGUGGUUUAUGUGGACAGACUCAUGACAAUGCAGAUGUUAAGUGCUUCGUGACGUAUGUUCAGGAUCUACCAACGGGAGAGGAAGUCGGCAGGUACCUGGCUUUGGACUUGGGCGGUACGAACUUCCGAGUGCUGAUGGUCACUUUGAAGGGACACCAUGAAGCCGAUAUGGAUUCGAAGAUCUAUGCCAUUCCGAAGGAGAUCAUGACGGGACCUGGAGUUCAGCUCUUCGAUCACAUUGCUGAAUGUCUAGCCACAUUCAUGAGGGAGCAUAAUUUGGAAAACGAACAUCUUCAUUUAGGGUUCACAUUCUCGUUUCCGUGUCAGCAACUCGGUUUGACUAGGGGAAUUUUGGUUCGCUGGACUAAGGGUUUCAAUUGUGCAGGCGUGGAAAAUGAAGAUGUGGUGCAGUUGUUGAAGGACGCUCUAAAACGUCGUCAGGUUGAUAUAUCAGUUGUGGCCAUACUCAACGACACCACAGGAACUCUUAUGUCAUGUGCCCAUAGAAACAAACAUUGCAAGAUCGGCGUGAUCAUUGGCACCGGAUGCAAUGCCUGCUACCUUGAACGUGUGGAAAACGUUGAUCUUUACGAUGGUCCUCUGAAUAAGUCUCAUGUCAUAAUAAACACCGAAUUUGGGGCAUUCGGAGAGAGUGGAAUGUUGGACUUCGUCCGCUCGGAAUACGAUCGAUUUGUUGAUCAGGGAUCGAUGAAUCCUGGAAGACAAAUCUACGAAAAAAUGAUCUCAGGCAUGUAUAUGGGCGAGAUUGUGCGAUUAGUGAUGUUGAAGGCGAUCGACAGGAAGCUUUUGUUAACUGAUUCGGGACGUAAACCUCAACGUCUUCAGAUUGUGGGAAGUUUCGAGACUAAAUUCGUGUCGGAUAUUGAAUCGGACGCUGAGGGAGAUUAUACCAAUUGCAGAGCGAUUCUAGCCGGACUUGGAAUUCGCAAUGCCACCGACGAUGACUGUGCAGAUGUGAAGUAUAUUUGCGAAUGUGUUUCAAAGCGGGCUGCACAUCUGGUAGCAUGUGGACUAUCUAUGUUGAUCAAUAAAAUUGAUGAGCCGUUCGUGACGGUGGGCGUGGAUGGGACAGUGUACCGAUUACAUCCCAAAUUUAAAGGUUACAUGUUUGAGAAGAUGAGGCAGUUAGUCAAGCCACACAUAGAAUUCGAUUUGAUGUUAUCCGAGGAUGGUUCGGGACGUGGAGCUGCGCUGGUCGCAGCUACAGUUGAUGAUUAGAAUUAAAAAGCAUAGUUCUUCUUGUUAUUCCUACUAGUUAAGAUCUCGUUAUUAUUGUUAAUAUUGUUGUUUGAAAAAUAUAAAAAAAAUAAAACAUUACUUAAAACCAAAUACAAUUUUCAGUUAAACGAUUGGACAGUGCAGGAAAAAAACCAAGUCCUUGA